AUGAAUAGAACGCAGAUGCAGAUUAAAGGUCUCGCGGAAAGUGGAGUGCGUUGUCAACGGAAGCCGGAGGGCGGAGCCGCGGUUCCUACUACUGGGCGCCACGACAAGGCGUCAAGGUCGAAAGAACUCAACAUCCUUCAGCCACCCACCUGGGCUGACUGUCUGACUCUGAUAUCGCUUGAGAGCUUGACAGGUUACAACAUGUCUGAGACAUUGGGACUGUGCUCGUGGAUGAUCGGAUCAGUGAUCAGUGGCUUGCUAGACCCCCACUCCACGGAAGCCUGCCCCUCAGGCGUUCUUUUGGAAAUGUCACUCCGGUCGCCUACGGAAGAGUUGGCGUGCACCGUACCAACUGAACGAGUCCAAUCGUCCUCAACGCCCCUGACGCCGGUAACGCUAUGA
Molecule: messenger RNA, 402 nt
Organism: Colletotrichum paranaense
Lineage: Eukaryota; Fungi; Ascomycota; Sordariomycetes; Glomerellales; Glomerellaceae
Exons: 2
Coding region: 1-402 (133 amino acids)
Source: RefSeq, a predicted model, not a curated record